Camellia sinensis is the source of this 2352-nucleotide messenger RNA. RefSeq names its product RNA helicase family protein. Gene Ontology annotation, cellular component: intracellular anatomical structure. Gene Ontology annotation, molecular function: ATP hydrolysis activity; helicase activity; RNA binding. NCBI's taxonomy places the organism in Eukaryota, Viridiplantae, Streptophyta, Magnoliopsida, Ericales, Theaceae. The record is from RefSeq and is a predicted model, not a curated record.
GUCAAGUGUCAAACUUCACACUUCUCAGUCUCACGGCGUUCAUCGUCUGUGUGUUAUUCGAGCCUCUUCUCUUCCUCUCCUUCUUCCAUACCAAGAACACACAUAUUCAUAUACACACACACACACACACAUAUAUAUGGCUCAAUUUUGGAAACCAGGUACCGAGAGACCUCCCCUUCUCGACGAUGAAGAAGGCGGCAUUCUUCUCUACUCUGCCUCUCGCUCCUCCUCAUCUGGAUACAACCAUGUUAGCAUAGAGAAGCAAAGGCAGAGACUUCCGGUGUUCAGGUACCGAACUUCCAUUCUCUAUCUGGUGGAGACUCAUGCCACCACCAUUAUCGUUGGUGAAACAGGAAGUGGCAAAACUACCCAAAUCCCUCAGGCAGUGGCUUCAAGGGUGGCUGAAGAGAUGGGUGUCAAGCUUGGGGAGGAAGUUGGUUAUACAAUUCGAUUUGAAGAUCUCACGAAUAGAGACUUAACUAGGAUUAAAUUUCUCACUGAUGGGGUGUUACUGAGGGAGAUGAUGGAAGACCCCCUCCUGACCAAGUACAGUGUCAUAAUGGUUGAUGAAGCUCAUGAGCGGUCUAUUUCAACGGAUAUCUUGUUGGGUCUCUUGAAGAAGAUCCAAAGGCGUCGACCUGAGCUGCGUCUGAUCAUCUCAUCUGCUACAAUUGAAGCAAAAUCAAUUGCUGCUUUUUUCCAUAACAGCAAAAAACGUCGAGGAUUGGAAGGUGAAGAGCGUGGACCAAAGACAGAGCCUGCCAUUCUGUCAGUUGAGGGUAGAGGAUUUAAUGUACAAGUCUUUUAUGCUGAGGAACCUGUUCCUGACUAUAUUCAAGCUAUCGUUUCAACAGUAAUGUCAAUUCAUGAUCAGGAACCAAUGGGUGAUAUCCUUGUAUUCCUAACUGGUCAAGAUGAUAUCGAUACCGCUGUCCAGUUGCUUACGGAAGAAGCUCAAAAUAAUGGAAAGCCUUCUUCAGGAUUGGUUGUUCUGCCUUUAUAUUCAGGUCUCUCACGUGCAGACCAGGACCUCGUGUUUUCCCCCACUCCUAGAGGGAAGAGGAAAGUGGUGAUAUCAACAAAUAUUGCGGAGACAUCAUUGACUUUGGAGGGUGUUGUCUAUGUAGUUGACAGUGGGUUCUCGAAACAGCGAUUCUAUAACCCGAUUUCAGAUAUCGAAAAUUUGGUUGUAGCACCGAUAUCCAAGGCAUCUGCUAGACAAAGGGCUGGUAGAGCUGGAAGAGUACGACCUGGAAAGUGUUACAGGCUGUAUACAGAAGAGCAUUUUGUCAAAGAAAUGUCUGCUGAGGGGAUACCAGAGAUGCAGAGAUCAAAUCUUGUUUCUUGUGUGAUUCAGUUAAAGGCCUUGGGUAUAGACAAUAUCUUAGGCUUUGAUUGGCCUGCAUCUCCGUCACCUGAAGCAAUGAUCAGAGCACUUGAAGUACUUUAUUCACUCGGAGUCCUUGAUGAUGAUGCCAAACUUACCUCACCUACUGGAUUCCAAAUUGCAGAGAUACCAUUAGAUCCAAUGAUCUCAAAAAUGAUCUUAGCUUCGAAUCAAUUGGGCUGUUCUGAGGAAAUCAUCACUAUAGCUGCUGUUCUUUCCAUUCAGUCUAUCUGGAUUUCUGCUAGGGGGCAACAAAAGCAGCUGGAUGAAGCCAAGCUAAGAUUUGCUGCUGCUGAGGGUGAUCAUGUGACCUUUCUAAAUGUCUACAAAGGAUUUCUUCAGUCUGGAAAAUCUUCAAAAUGGUGCAAUAAGAACUUUGUAAACUACCAUGCCAUGCGAAAGGUUAUUGAAAUUAGAGAACAACUCAGAAGAAUAGCACUACGAAUCGGCAUGGUCUUAAAAUCUUGUGAAAGUGAUAUGCAGGCGGUAAGAAAGGCAGUUACUGCUGGAUUUUUUGCUAACGCUUGUCGUUUAGAAGCAUUCAGCCACAGUGGUAUGUACAAGACUCUCAGAAGUUCUCAAGAAGUUUAUAUUCACCCCUCAUCUGUGUUAUUCAGAGUUAAUCCAAAGUGGGUUAUAUACCACUCAAUUGUCUCAACUGAUCGACAAUACAUGCGCAAUGUCAUCUCUUUAGAUCCUUCUUGGCUGUUAGAAGCUGCUCCACAUUUUUACCAGCACCAGCAACCCAAUUCUAUUCCUCAUUGAUGGGUUCCUGUUAAAAAAAAUGGAGGCUGCUCGACAUUUUUAUUGAAACAGCUACCCAAGUAGGUUUUUUGUUUUUUUCAAAACACAAUGGAAGAAGGGAACAACCCGCAUUGCCCCAAAUGGCAUAUGCCUUUGUAAAACUCUUGUCCAUAUAUAUUUAGUUGUUGCAACUUUGAGAUCUUUAUGUUGGAAAAUUGUCA